CACCAACACAACAUCAGCAACCCGCCAAGUAGUCUCGCAUCAGCUGGUAUAUACGUCAGUGGGGGCAUUAUAGUGUUGUCUAGCUGCCCUGCCCAAGCGGUGCGCUCUCAGCUCGUGCAAGCGGUUUCGAAGCCGAACGCUCGCGUGAGAGCAUUGACCGCGCGUCGACUGUUGACUCUCAUCGCCCUGUGAUCUAAUUCAAAUGGCUUUCACCGAAGACAGUCUGAGGGCGAAGCUGUCGUCUCUGAACGAGACCCAGGACUCCAUCUCGACUGUCGGUCAGUGGAUCCUCUUCCACAGGAGACACGCCGACAAGAUUGCCCAGCUCUGGAGCCAGCGGGUCAAGGAAUCACCGCCGAACAAGAAGUUAACUCUUGUCUAUCUCGCGAAUGAAAUCGUCCAACAGUCCAAAAUCCGCAGAAAGGACGAGUUUCUCAAGGCCUACGACCCGCUCAUCGCCGAAGGCACCUCUGCCGCUUACAAGGGUUCCAACCCCGAUAUCCAGAACAAAAUUCGACGCGUGGUGGAGGUAUGGCGACAGCGACAGGUCUUCAGGCUGCCUAUUCAAGAGGAGGUGGAGCGGUCCCUCGAUGAAAUCGAUCGGUCGCGCUCAAACCGCAAGCCCGCGCUUGGUGGCUCACUCUUCUCCAACUCCUCCGUACCGCCAGAGCUCACGUCUGUCGCACCCCUUGCCACUUCCCUCCAGAAAGCCGACCUGACCGCAAAACCGGCCAUCGCAACCGCAAACCAAGACUACGAGAAGCUCACCAACCCGAACAAUGCAAUCCCGACUCCACCGAUGCACGCGGCCGGCCUCGCGGCGCUCGUCAAGAAGCUUGCGGUGGCUGAGGGAGCUGUUGCUGAAAGCAUCAAGGCGCGACAAGCUCUUGUGGAUGGACUGGAGAAACUGUUGGAGGAGAACAAGAUCAAGCUUGGCAAAGAGGAAGCGCAACUUGCAGACCUGAGGACACGGAAGGAUGCUAUCGAAAGCCGCAAGCGAGAGGUUGAGGAUGCCAUCUUGAGAGGUCUCUCUGCCGCGGAGACAAACAAGAUCUCUGCCGCACCACUCCCGGGGCUUUCCCAGGCCGAGCCUGACCGACCAAAUGUCGAGGAGCUAACCCCGCCGCCCAUGGAAUCCUUCACCCCCGUCGGCUCCCCAAGGCCGGAUAUACCGGACGUCCCGGACGAUGUCUACAGGGCGCCGCCAGCGAAUCCCAUGGAACCGGUGGCCGCCGAAGCCCCUCCAGAGGCAUCAGCUGUCUCCGCCCCAGCCACCGCUAUCGGCCCCGUGAAUGAGGCUGCGGGUGCAGACUUGCUACGCGCCUUACAGCACGCCCGGCCGGACGAGCACAAUGGAGUAUACGGGCAGGGAACUUAUAAGAAGAGGAAGAUGAGUCGUAGUGCAGCAGAGGAUGAGUUUGCGGCGUUUGCUGGCGACCUCGACAUGAAUGGUAUUGAAUCGACGCUCGACAAGAUGAUCUGAGCUUUACUUCUUUCUAAAUUCCGGGUCGGUGACAAUUAUGGAGGAUACUCAGGAUGCCAGAUGUCGAGGAGAAUCAAGUCUCACUACGGGGGAGCUCAUACGAAGUUCAAGGCGACUUUCAGAUGUAGUACACGAUCAUAGAUACUAUUACCGGCGUGUAGC
This is a messenger RNA of Trematosphaeria pertusa, 1645 nucleotides long. RefSeq names its product DUF618-domain-containing protein. Gene Ontology annotation, biological process: mRNA 3'-end processing. The coding region runs from base 203 to 1483 and encodes 426 amino acids. Gene Ontology annotation, molecular function: RNA polymerase II C-terminal domain binding. The record is from RefSeq and is a predicted model, not a curated record. NCBI's taxonomy places the organism in Eukaryota, Fungi, Ascomycota, Dothideomycetes, Pleosporales, Trematosphaeriaceae. Gene Ontology annotation, cellular component: RNA polymerase II, holoenzyme. The transcript is spliced from 4 exons.